UGCGGUUCAGCUGUAGCUAGAACUAUUCAGACUUUACUAAAACUUCAUUGAUACGACUCUAUGCUUCCUAAAAUUCACCCCCAAACUCUUUAGAAGGGCUUCUAUAUAUUGUGAAUGUUUUGUGUAGUACAUCUAAUUUUGCUUUGAAUUCUGAGAAGAUUAAUGACACUGCUCAGCUGAAUAUAUAUAUAUAUAUAUAUAUAUAUAUGGUGAACUGAAGAGAAGAAGACAACAGAGAUGGAAUCCAAGGGCUUGGUGUUGUUGAUUACAGGGGGAAUAUGGUGGUGGUGGUUGAUGAGAGUAGCAAUUUCAGACCCACAAACAAACCUACUAAACGAGGGAUGCAGCACAUACAACGCCUCCAGCGUUUCAAACUUCUACAGCAAUCUCAACGCCACCUUGUCGGACCUCAAAACACAGUUGAACGACAACAAACACUUUGCGACUGCGGAGAGAACCAGAACUGGAGACUCUGUGUACGCCAUGGUGCAGUGCAGAAACUACAUGUCCACUAAGGACUGUGUGGCUUGCUUCACUGCCGCUCAGUCACUCAUCCGCAACUGCUCUGCUGCCAAUGGCGCUCGCGUCAUCUAUGAUGGCUGCUUCCUCAGAUAUGAGAGCAGCAGCUUCUAUGACCAAGCCACUCUCCCCGGAAAUGCUGCAAUUUGUGGGAACCAGACUGCAUCACAGGUGACUGCUUUUCAAGCAGCAGUAGAGGGACUAUUAGCAGAUCUUGAAGUUGCAACACCCAGAAUUGAUGAUUUCUAUGUGGCAUAUAAAAAGGAAGUGGUUGGAGGUGGUGGUGCAACAGUGUAUGGGAUGGCCCAAUGUGCUGAAACAGUGAGUCCGAGCGCUUGCCGAGAGUGCUUGAAAGUGGCAAAUGGCAACAUAAACAGUUGUCUUCCCAGUACAUAUGGUAGGGCUGUUGAUGCAGGAUGUUUUCUGAGAUAUUCAAACACGCCUUUCUUUGCCGAUAACCAGACCACUAAUAUCACACCCUUCCUAGAAAAGGGAGGGUCAAGCAAGAAGAAAGCUAUUAUUGGAGGAGUGGCCGGAGGUGUAGGCCUUCUUCUUCUUAUCAGUGUUCUGUUUUUAUGGUAUCAGCAAUCAAGAAAGGCAAAGGCAGCUCCUAGAGGUGAUAUAUUAGGGGCAACUGAGUUGCGAGGCCCAGUUAAUUACAGUUAUAGAGACUUGAAAGCUGCAACAAAAAAUUUUAGUGCAGAAAAUAAGCUUGGAGAGGGAGGUUUUGGUGAUGUCUACAAGGGCACUUUGAAAAAUGGGAAAAUGGUUGCAGUUAAGAGACUAUUUAUAGGUCAACCCAACAGGGUAAAAGCAGAUUUCGAGAGCGAAGUCAAGCUUAUAAGCAAUAUUCAUCAUCGCAAUCUCAUUCGUCUUCUUGGAUGCUGCGGCAAAAGAUCAGAACUACUUCUUGUCUAUGAGUACAUGGCCAAUAGCAGUCUUGACAAAUUCCUAUUUGGUGAAAGGCGAGGAGCUCUCAACUGGAAACAACGACUUGAUAUAAUUGCUGGUACAGCUAGGGGUCUUGCCUAUCUACAUGAGGAAUUCCAUGUGUGUAUCAUACAUCGUGACAUAAAAUCCAGCAAUAUUCUUCUGGACAAUGAUUUCCAACCCAAAAUUGCAGAUUUUGGGCUGGCAAGGCUUCUCCCCGAGGACAAGAGUCAUCUCAGCACCAAAUUCGCUGGAACAUUGGGUUACACUUCACCUGAAUAUGCAAUCCAUGGGCAGUUAUCUGAGAAGGUUGAUACCUACAGCUAUGGUAUUGUCGUCCUUGAAAUCAUAAGUGGCCGCAAGUGCAAUGAAAUGAAGGCUGAACCUGUCGGUGAAUACUUGCUUGAACGGGCAUGGAAACUUUACGAGGAUGACAAGCAUUUGGAGUUGGUGGAUGAGAGCUUAGACCCUGAGGAAUAUAAAGCAGAAGAAGUGAAGAAAAUCAUAGAGAUCGCUUUGAUGUGCGCUCAGUCAUCAGUUUCUAUGAGACCCACAAUGUCUGAAGUAGUUGUUUUGCUACGCAGCAAAGGCUCACUUGAGCAUGGACCCCCAACUCGGCCUACUUUCGUAGAAUCCAGCAAGAGAAAUCCUGGAGACACUUCCAUAUCUACGGGGUCCUCUGCUUCCAAUGCCACUGCCUCUAUUUCUCAUUUCUCGGGUCGAUAAAUCACCAAGUGUGAGGUUGGUCAUCAUUCUUGCAAGUGAUCCGCAUACAAAUGGAGCCAUUAGAAUUGGUCAAAACAAUGCACCACAUCGCAUUAAGAUCCUAAUGCAGUAUUCUUGUAAUGGUGUUUACCAAACUGUUUUCUUGUAUUUAUUCUAGUAUGGGAAGUGACCUUGUGUGAGAUUUGCCAUA
Messenger RNA from Vitis riparia (riverbank grape), 2365 nucleotides. RefSeq names its product cold-responsive protein kinase 1-like. Gene Ontology annotation, biological process: protein phosphorylation. NCBI's taxonomy places the organism in Eukaryota, Viridiplantae, Streptophyta, Magnoliopsida, Vitales, Vitaceae. Gene Ontology annotation, molecular function: ATP binding; protein kinase activity. The transcript is spliced from 8 exons. The record is from RefSeq and is a predicted model, not a curated record. Bases 238 to 2175 code for a protein of 645 amino acids.